Molecule: messenger RNA, 2844 nt
Organism: Funneliformis mosseae
Lineage: Eukaryota; Fungi; Glomeromycota; Glomeromycetes; Glomerales; Glomeraceae
Source: the annotation of a GenBank genome assembly
AUGGAUUACUUUAAAAAUUUAAAGAAUAGAAUAACGCCUCAAAAGACGCAGCCUACUCAUGCUGAGCAGUUAGCAAAAUUUCGUAAGUCUUGGAAAUAUAUCGAGGCUCAUUUCAAUAAUGACGAUAAGAAACCUCCCGCAAGUCAUGUCCUCCAAACCGAAAUUCCUGAUCAUCUCAAGACCAUGGUGGACCUCCUUGCUGACGAAGGCUUAAUGCUUGAAGAUGUAAACACAGGUCUUUGCAUGGAAGAAUUCUUGAAAAAUAACGUUCUUAGAGAAUUGGAAAAACUUGCUGAAAAUGAUAUUCCGAAGGGUAUUCGUGGUGAAAUUAUUCGUACUGUGGCUCAAAUGAUCAAUUUAUUGGAUGAUCGAUUUUUGGUCCAUAAUGCAGUUCAUCAACCUACCGUACAACUUUUGCGUACGUGUGUUCACGAUGAAGGUGAAAAAUACGACGAAGAUUUGGUAGAUUUAAUGUACAUUAUUUGUUCAAAAAUUCAUGCAUUCCCCGCACUUUUGAAUAUUUUUUUCCAUGAUACCCAUUGGCUACAUACCCCACAAAAGGCAAAUUUAAAGAAAGAAACUGGCCAAGCAAGCUUCUCAUCAAAUAGUAGCCAGGAUGGAAAUUUUGAUGAUGGUGCUUCAAUAUCAACUAACGUAACUACAUCAGCUACAAAAACUACAGAGUUUACGGAGGAAACUGAAAAACCAGUAUAUGAAUUUUUACUUUUUACAUACCUAUUACAAUUUCUUCAUAGAGAAGGUAAGAGUGGCGAAAUCGCCAGAUAUGGACUUCUUUUCAUUAUAGAACUUGCUGAGGGUCCAUUAGGUGAUUUCAUUCUUGAAAGUGAUUUCGCUACAAUUAUGGCUGCAGGAUUGGGUGCUCUUUAUUCUCAAUUGCCUCGAAAAUUGAUGGUUAAGAGUUCAAGUGGUGGCUUAACGAAUGCCACUUUGUUAGGAUUUGGUGAUAACACUAGCGCAGAGUUAGAACGAUUACGUUCCGGUGGAAUCGAGGUUUCUUCAUCGACUGUUUUUAAAAGUCAAUUAGAUUCAUUCUUAAAGUUAUUAGAAUUCUGUCAAGAUGUGUUAAAUGAAUGUCCCAACUUGAAUAUUUCUAGAGAAUUACUUAAAAACGUAAAAACAAAUUUCCUUGAAAACAUUUUAUAUCCAUCAAUUAUGGAAUGUUCCGAUUCCGAUGGCUCAGCUGUUGCUGUAAUUUCUUAUAUUGACAUUAUUAUGCAAACAUUGGAUCAAGAAGAAUUGGUGGACGUAGUAGUAGGGUUCUUAAUGGAUUCUGAUGGUGACGAUGAAGAAUUUUGGAAACAAACAGUAACGACAAACAAAAUGUUAAAACGUCAAAGUACAAUUAAUCUGUUCGAAGGCAUUGAAAAUAACCCAAUUAAAUCAUCUCCUUAUUUUACUGCCACUGGUCGAUUUACUCUUAAAGAUCUUAUUUUUUCGCGCCUUCGCUCCUCUUCACAACAGACUGUUAUUGCAACUCUAAAACUGCUUCAUACUGUAAUCUCUAAACAUUGCAGGUAUUCUUUGAAAUUAUUAAAUAUCGAACUGGAUGAAAAUGCUACGUGCUUCCCAAAACCAAAUUAUUUAAUUGAAGAUCUAUUUAAUGUUGAACAACACGAGUUAGACCUUUUCUUUUCUCUAAUUUCUGCUAUUGAUCCAACACAGAACAUGGAAAUAUUUACUAAUGGUUAUGAUUCUUAUGUUCGUGAUGCUGAAAUGAUUAUAGAGGCAGAUCGAUGUUAUAUUAAUGGUCAGGAUAUGGAAUGGACGGAAGAAGGUCCUGUCAAACCAAAAUCAAAUAAAUCGAAUAAGCAAAGGUUGACUUAUAGUCAUGGAAAGAAAUGUGGAUCCAAAGGCAUGUCUGCAGUACCGAAGCAUCGUUUGAAUCCUACAGAUCGUAAUCCAGGCGAUUCACUUUUACAAAUUCUUCUUGGCACUCUUUCUAAUUUUUUUGCACAUUCACCCGAGUUAAAUUUAACUUUAACUGGUGUAUUGUCUGCUUUAGCUGUUUGUCCUUAUAGAUCAUUAGAAGGUUGGCUUGUAUUUAGUGGCAUUGAUAGGUUAGAUAAUCAUCGUGAUUAUUCAAUGAAAGGUUUUGAAAACCUUCAUCAUGAAACGAGAAAUUUAGAAAUAUUAUCACCUGGUAUUAAUAAUCACGAAGGUCACGCCAAUUCCGACAGUACCGAUAAAGCUAUCAAUGACUUUGAUGAAGCAGAUGAUCGUUCCAUUGAUUAUGAUGUUGAUAAAAGUCCAUCUGCCGUUAAGGCAAUUGGCGCCACACCAAUGUGGACAAAUUUCCCACCAUUCUUCACUAUUUUCAAAACUCUAACGCAACAAGUUGAUUAUUAUCGUAGUGAAAUUGAUGGAUUUGAUCAAUAUCUUGAAGAAAGAAGGACCGGUUUACUGGAUGCAGAUGAUGGGAUUGAUGAAAAUUUCUUUAAACAACCCUCAUUCCUUCCUACACGUACUCCGGCCAGAAGAGGUAGCACCGCAGCAAAUCAUUCAUCAACACCGAGCCCUUCGGCAAAAACUCGUAGAAACACAUCUCAUUCUCCUUCUUCAGCUCAUCGAGAUCCUAGAAGGGCAAAUUCAUUAUCACGUGCGGAAUCGUCAUCACCCAUGGGAUCAUCCGCACCUCUAUCAUCUUUCUCUAAAUCACCAUCUGUGUCUUCAAAUAUCAUUACACCCCUCUCAACACAUUACAAGAAGACCGAAGAUAUCAGAAUUCUGCCACUAUUUCCAACUCAUUUCGAGGCUGUUAAAGAAUUAGUUGCGAUAGUACAAGUGAGAAGAAGUCUAGGUGUCGAUGAAGUUAGAUAUUUGUAA